AUGAGGUGCUCACGCGAACCGGAUGCUGCGCAGGCUCCGCGCAAGAAGCUGAUUCUCAAUGCCUUUGUUGAGAUGUGUAGCGGUCAUCAAUCGCCUGGCCUGUGGCGCCACCCCGAAGAUGAAUCGCAUCGCUUCAACGACAUUGACCACUGGGUGGAACUAGCCCAGCUAUUAGAAUCUGCCAAAUUCCACGGCAUCUUUAUCGCAGACGUACUAGGUGGAUACGACGUCUACAAGGGUCCUAGAAAUCUCGCUCCGGCCAUUGUUUCUGGUGCGCAAUGGCCCGUUAACGAGCCUCUCGCCGUCGUCCCUGCCAUGGCGGCAGCUACAAAGAACAUCGGAUUUGGAGUCACGGUGACGACGACGUAUGAGCAGCCGUAUCAUUUGGCGAGACGGUUGUCGACGAUCGAUCAUUUGUCGAAGGGACGAGUUGUGACAGGUUAUCUAGACUCUGCAGCCCGCAAUCUGGGCCAUGCGCAUCAGCCACAUCAUGACGACCGCUACGCCGUCGCAGAAGAGUACAUCAAGGUCGCCUACAAACUCUGGGAAUCCUCAUGGCGCUCAGACGCCGUUGUCCUCGAUCGCGAACGUGGCAUCUACACGGACCCUGCCCGCGUGCGCGAAAUCAACCACGUCGGAAAGUAUUUCGACGUGCCGGGUCCUCAUCUCACCCAACCCAGUCCCCAGCGCACACCUGUAAUUCUGCAGGCUGGUACGUCAAAGGCAGGCAAGACUUUUGCGGCCCAACAUGCCGAAGCGAUCUUCGUGGGUGGACACAGUCCCGCUGUGGUCGCUAAGAAUAUCGCGGAGAUUCGAGCGCUGGCGAAGAGUGAUUUCGGUCGCGAUCCGCAGGGUAUAAAAUUCUUGGCGUUGUUGUGUCCGGUCUUGGGUAAGACUGAGGAAGAGGCGCAGGAGAAGUUCAAGUAUUUUAGGAGUCUGGGGUCGAUUGAUGGUGCGUUGGCGUUGUUUGGUGGCUGGACAGGAAUCAAUCUCGAUACGUACGGGGAGGAUGAGGAGUUGAGACACGUCGAGAGUAAUGCAAUUCGAUCUGCUGUGGAAGGCUGGUCGAAGUCCACCCCCGGCGUGGCCAAAUGGACCAAGGCGACUGUGGGACAACACAUCACAGUCGGAGGCCUGGGCGCGACACCCGUCGGAACUCCCCAGCAGGUGGCAGAUGAAAUGGAGCGAUGGGUUUCAGAGGCAGACGUCGAUGGAUUUAACCUUGCAUAUGCGGUCAAACCCGGCUCAUUCAAAGACAUCAUCGAUCUUCUUAUCCCUGAGUUACGCCAGCGCGGACUCUUCUGGGAUGAUUACGCCGUCGAUAAAGGCACGUAUCGUGAGAAUCUCUACGCGAAGGCUGGGCAGAGUGGACCGCCUGCAGAUCAUCCUGCCGCUAAGUAUCGCUGGAAUGCUGGAGUGGAGGCCGCGGAUCAUACAAUCCCUGAGAACUAG
Molecule: messenger RNA, 1452 nt
Organism: Aspergillus steynii IBT 23096
Lineage: Eukaryota; Fungi; Ascomycota; Eurotiomycetes; Eurotiales; Aspergillaceae
Product: LLM class flavin-dependent oxidoreductase
Exons: 9
Coding region: 1-1452 (483 amino acids)
Molecular function (GO): oxidoreductase activity, acting on paired donors, with incorporation or reduction of molecular oxygen; monooxygenase activity
Source: RefSeq, a predicted model, not a curated record